Thrips palmi is the source of this 1985-nucleotide messenger RNA. RefSeq lists its product as uncharacterized. NCBI's taxonomy places the organism in Eukaryota, Metazoa, Arthropoda, Insecta, Thysanoptera, Thripidae. The record is from RefSeq and is a predicted model, not a curated record. The transcript has 4 exons. The coding region runs from base 230 to 679 and encodes 149 amino acids.
GCCUUGAAAGCAGCACGACGUAUCCCGCGAUACCCGAUCGAGCCGCACUGAGUCGCGUCGCCGCGUUGCGUACAGCAAAGCUUAUCUCUCGUUCCUGACCCGCGAUCGACGAGUUUCGAGUCCCGCCGACGUCGCCGCGCCGCGAGUGACAGUAGCAGAUAGAGUGGACCGAGCAGCCCCGCGCCGCUCCUCAAGGAUUACUCUGUGUCAAGUGCCCAACAAGUCCAUCAUGAAGUCCAGCAGCCUGGUGCUCGUGAGCGCCCUCGUCUUCGUGCUGGUGGCGCCCGUCGUCUUCGCUCGCCCCCCGCACAGGCAGAAGCGCGUGUCGGACCAGCGCCUGGGCGAGCUGGAGGCGCUGCUGGCCCUCAAGAAGCUGCGCGGCAAGCUGGUGACGGUGCCCGUGGCCUUCGGCCAGAUCAACCCGAACGACUAUGGUCGGAAACGGAGGUCAGCUCCGCACAGCCCCUCCAGCCACGUGCUGCUGGAGCGGCUGCUGGAGGCCCUGCCGCAGGACGACGUCCACGACGCGCUGGGCCUGGAGCGCCUGGACCGCCUGGAGUACGACGAGGCGGCCCCCGCGGCCCUGGAGGCGCUGCAGGCGAUGCCCAUCGCCAGCGCCUACGAACGAGAACGACCGGCAGCGGCGUUGAACGCGUUCAACCGACCGCUGGCGGAGUGAUGACGCUAGCAGCAUCUCGACGCGCCCCGCGCCACGCCACGCCACGCCCCCCGCGCCCCGCGCCCCUGCGGCGCCCCGACAUGAACGCCAUGAACGGGGUGUCCGCCCGCCACGCACCGCCACGCACCGCCGCCGAGGCCGAGCUGCCCCAAAGGGACGCCGCUGCCGUUUCUUCGCUGUCCGGCAACCCCUUCGUACUUAAACUACUUCCCUAGGCGGCUUUGUGUCUUUGCCGACGCCCUGUCCGGCGUGGCCACCGAGUCCUCCCGCGCAAGUCCUCCAACGGCUGGCUCACAUAUCUGCCAAGAGAUGAUUGCUUUAGCGUAUUCGGGCCGCCCCAGCCGUCUCACGCGCCCGCAGCCCCGCGCAGCCCGCACCGGCUGGGGAGGCCCUCGUAGGUGUAAAAACACGACCGCUUCCCCCUCAUGUCUCUCUCUCUCUAGCUAGACUGCAUUUUAUUGUUCAAGAUUAGUUUGAAAAGAGGAAAGGAUCACAUGGUUGUGUUUUUUAUCUUACCAAAGUCACACCAAACUCUCGUUCCUAUAAUUUAUGGUCUUUUAUUGUUUUAUUUAUGUUAUGAUUUUCCCUGUGUGUGAUGGGUUCAGUGCCACGGCGAAAUCGUUUUGAUUUGCUCUCAUUGAAUGUGUUGUGUUCGUACAAACUUAAUUAUUUAUUAAGGUUAAUGUGAUCAGUAUUAUUCAUUUGCAAGCAUUCCUUUUCGUGCGUUCGCAUUAUGGUGGGCCUACGAUUUGUGAUACACAGCUUCGAAGUGUCUUUACGUUAGGAAACAAGGAGAGGCCUGCACCUGGUAUUUUUCAUGUUGCGACAAAUAUGAGCACAAAUUAUGUAUUACCAAAGCAGGUUUCCUCUUGAUCGCGCUUAAAAGAAUAUUAGUUCUUAAAAGACACUUUACUUACUUUAUUGUAAAUAGAAAGUUGUAGUAGUUCUCUUCUCUCGGAAGAGUUGUGGCCAUGUACUUAACUAAGCAAUGGUUUGAGUUCCUUAAUGUGUAGAUCGCUUGCUUCAACAAGACCUACGCCUUCAAUCUGUGAGAACUCUUGAUCUGUUGUAGCGUUUCUUUUGAAGCCAGUGCAAGUUAAUUUAUUUUUUUCAUUUAAGUUAUGUCGGCAUCGCAUCGAUGUAAGAGAAUGUCAUGCGCAGUCGCGAAUUCAUUUUAGUAAUUUAUUUUAUCAUUAUGUUUAUUUUUUUAGUGUCUCAUCAUCGUGUAUUCCCAGUGUCUAUGAUGUUCGUGAGCUAAAUACUCACAUAUAUUUGGGGAAGUCAAUAAUACCGUCUGAAAACAGUU